Carcharodon carcharias (great white shark) is the source of this 4027-nucleotide messenger RNA. RefSeq names its product cell adhesion molecule 1-like. Gene Ontology annotation, cellular component: neuron projection; plasma membrane; synapse. Gene Ontology annotation, molecular function: signaling receptor binding. The coding region runs from base 44 to 1405 and encodes 453 amino acids. The record is from RefSeq and is a predicted model, not a curated record. Gene Ontology annotation, biological process: cell recognition; detection of stimulus; susceptibility to natural killer cell mediated cytotoxicity. The transcript is spliced from 12 exons. NCBI's taxonomy places the organism in Eukaryota, Metazoa, Chordata, Chondrichthyes, Lamniformes, Lamnidae.
CGCCGCCACUCCGCUCGGCUCGGCUCCGCACACAAGCAGGUGUAUGUUCAACAUGGCGUUCACGAUGCCUGGCGCUGCUGCUGCUGCUGUUUCUCACCAUCUCCUCCUCUGCCUCGCCGUUUGGGCACUUAUCAUCGGGAAAGGGGCUGCACAAGAGAUCGAAGCUGAUGCCCAGAAUCUGGUGACGGACGAUGUGGUGGUGGUGCAGGGUGAGGUGGCAACCAUCAGCUGCCGAGUGAAGAACAAUGAUGAUUCUGUUAUUCAGCUGUUGAAUCCAAGUCGACAAACAAUUUACUUCCGGGAAGUUCGACCUUUGAAAGACAACAGGUUUCAGCUAGUGAAUUUCUCAAGCAGCGAACUACGAGUCUCGUUGUCAAACGUUUCUUUAGUAGAUGAAGGGAGAUAUGUCUGCCAGCUUUACACAGAUCCUCCCCAGGAAGCCUUUGCUACAAUUACAGUUCUUGUCCCACCAGAAACACCGACCAUAGAUGCAAACAAGGACAUCGUGAGUGAAGGGGAAGAGGUCGAAUUCACAUGCAGUACCACAGGUAGCAAGCCAGCUGCUGAGAUCAAGUGGUUGAAAGGCGAUCAAGAGAUGCAAGAAAGCACAGGUAACGUGGAAGAGGACCCAAGAGAAGAGAAAUUGUUCAAUGUCACGAGUAAGCUGGUGCUGAAAGUGAGUCGCCUAGAUGAUGGAUUACCUGUUACCUGUCAGGUAGAGCAUCCAGCGGUGAAGGACCUUCAGACGAUGAAGGAUUUGCAAGCACAAAGAUAUUUGGAUGUACAAUAUAAGCCCCAAGUGCAGAUUACUCUGAGCUAUCCACAAGGCCUGACGAGAGAAGGCGACACUCUCGAGCUGGUUUGCACAGCCAAUGGGAAACCACAGCCUAAACUCAGCUGGCAACGAUUAGAUGAGGAAAUACCUGAUCGUGCCAUUUUGACUGAGAACUUAGUACUUGAGUCUCUAAAUAAAACUGACAAUGGGACCUACCGCUGCAGGGCCUUCAAUGAUGUUGGAGAAUCAUAUGAUGAUUAUGUCUUGUAUGUCUAUGAUGCACCCACUACUACCCCACCUCCCACUACAACCACCACUACUACCACAACCAUCCCCACCAUCACCAAAGCCACAUCGCCGACGACAGAACCAUCAGCUCACGACUCGAGAGCAGGCACAGAAGUUCCAAGGUCUGUAGACCACGCUGUCAUCGGGGGAGUGGUUGCUGUGGUUGUAUUUGCCAUUCUGUGCCUGCUGAUUGUACUUGGCCGAUACUUUGCAAGACACAAAGGUACAUAUUUCACACACGAAGCCAAAGGAGCUGACGAUGCAGCAGAUGCAGACACUGCCAUUAUCAAUGCAGAGGGUGGACAGAACAACUCCGAUGAAAAGAAAGAGUACUUCAUCUAAAUAAAGUGUAGUUACUCUGAGGUGUCCAACUGUGGACGUACUUGCAGUUGGUUUUUAGCAUGGUGGUGAUGACUGAGACGUGUAUGUACACUUGGGGUCAGGGGCUAGGGUGGGGAAAAGUGUUCAUUGGGUUGUGAGUUCCACAGUUUGACACCUCUGUAAAUGCCGAGCCAGGCUUGGACUUAGUUUAGUUCUCUCAUUUGCAGAAAACUCUGUGCCUUGUUUUCCCUGCAAACGCUCCAGCCUUUGAAUUGCCAUUGGAAGCUCCAUGGACUUACAAGCUCACUUUCAUUUCUACACUUAAAAGUAAUUUUGUUAACGCGCUCUCUCUGUCUGUGAGGGGUGAGCUGGCGUGGCAGUUCAAUUUCCGCAGAGGGACACGGAUCGAGCGUUUUUCUGCAAGUGAGGCUUCUUGUGGCGAGAUCGACUCUAAUUUCAUUCUCUAUAUAUAUAGACUGUGCGAUGUAGGAUACCUCAAACUGUCUGGCUGUGUUCUGGGCAUCUGACAGAACUUUCAACAACAACCCUAACCAGACCUGACAGCUGAGGUCUGUGCCUUUUUGCAAGUGGACAGUUUUGAGUUAUCACAGUGUGAACAAGCUUUGUUCCAGCCAGCUCUUGUUUUAAAAGAUCUCAUCAGUCUUUCCCAAUUGGCCUUACUUCUCACUAAUUUGUUUGCCAAAAAACUUGAAAGCUAUCUACAUUCAUGAUUCCCUGUCAGCAAGGUUAUUUCCCACCCCCCUACCCACGACCCCAAAAGAGGCAAGAUGAGCACUGCCUGGAGCAAAAGUUAAAUGUUACAUGUUGAAGUCUGGAUUCACACAGUACAGUUUGGCUCAUAAACACUAGCAUGAUUUAAAAAGGCGUAUCCCUUUGUUCAUUGUGCAUGGUUUAUAUUCGAGAACCUCUUCAGAACAACCACUGCUUACAUGGACUGUGUGCAUAGAUCUCUUUUUAAAGGGCAGUGUAUUUUUUUUAAUCAAGCCAGUGAUGCAAGUGGUUAGUCCUUGUGCCAUUGUAUAAUGCUAUUCGUAUUCUAUUUAAAGAUUUAAUUAAAAUUGAUCAAACACUGUACAGGAGGCUGUAGUAUUUAAUGGAAGUUCUGUGUGUAUCCUGCAUUUUACAUUCAUUCUGUGUCUGCCAUCAAAAAGGGAUAGUGCCUCUUUAAAGAAGAGUGAAAGCUGCCUUAAAAUAUUACCUUUUUGUGUUUAGCAUAAGCAUUUUCUUCUCUGAAACUUAUCUUUGUUUUGCAGAGGAGACCAGAUUCAGUUGAAGUAUCGUGUUACUGCUUUAGUUGAAAAUUGUAAAGAAAAUGUUUGCAAAUUCUGAAAAUGGCAUUUCACAGUUUUGGCAUGAAGGUAAAACUUUUCGGCAGUUGUUAAAAUUAUCAUCACCUAAACUGUUGAGCUAAAUUGUAGGUUAAGGUUAAUGAAUAUUGACUUAUUGAUGGAAAGCAAAAUCUCUUCUCCUGAGUUCCAAUAAGGGUACAUGGCCCAAUUCCGACGUGACAUAGCUUUACCUGAAGAGUGUUCGUUUUAGGGUUUUUUUUUAAAUUUUUGGUUUGCUUUGAGAUUUAUUUUGGACAGAUGUUACAAAGUGCGAAACACUAUCAUACCUUUAGGAGUAAAACGGGGCAGGAAUGGGGAGGGUGAGUUAGCCUCAGUCUUUCUACUGGAACUUGUGCUAACCAAGGAGUUAACAAGGGGAGCAAGGGUUUGGGUACAGAGGGACAUUAUAAUGAGAAAGUGUUGUGCUUUAAAAUUUAGAGGAUUCUUAUUGAGCCUCCUCACUGAGUUUCAAGAAAAUGACGAAAAAUUGAGCUGCUUAAGUAUUAUGAAAUGUAUACUUGAUAACAAAUGCUCAGUUCUCUAUACAGUUGCAUAAGAAAAAGGGUCACCAAAAGCAGUGAAGGGAAUGUGAUAACAUACUCAAAAAGUGAUUUACUGUGUCUCGUCGCUGUUUUAAAUAUGGUUUCACAGUCAUUUGCUGUAAUUUUCCCCCACUCCUUUAGUUUGAACUGUAUUAUAGUGUUAGCCGUGUUACUGAAGUAGGCCUUUUUUUUUAAAAAAAAGUCAAAUAAAAAUUAAAUUUGUCAUGUCUCAGGAAUAUGUGUUCUGAUAGGCGUUUGCAUCUCGGGCAGAAUGCAAAAGAUAUGCCCCCCACACAUUGAAAACAAAACGUGGCAAAUUCAGAGUUUUAGUUGUACAUGUUUUUUGUGUGUACCCUCUUCAUUUUUUUUUUCUCAAAUGCAGUGCACUGUUUUAAUUGUAAAAUGUAUUACUUUGUAUAGAGUUAGUUCAAAUGAAUUGGGUUUUUGUCACGUGCGAAACAAGUAUUGUGCAAAAUUGGUUAUAUAAAAAAUGAAGCAUUAAUGAAGUUGAAGAUUCUUGCUGUGUUUAUAUGCCCAAUAGGUUUGAUCUUUAGGCACUAAAGCUGAUUGCUUAGACCAUCUCUUAUUUCUGGUGUACAUGGGCAAUUUUUGUGUAUUGAUAGAAUCUCUCAUAUGUUCCCACACCAUUUUUUUUGUAUCAGUUCAUGUAUGCCAUUUUUACAGGAAAAAAAAAUACAAAAACUACUGAAGCGUUCUGGUCUUCUUAAUAAAAAAAAGUUAAAUGUUCCAAA